CGAUGCGGGGAAGCCUUCUGCUGAUACGGCCGAUACGGGCCGCGCGCGUUGGCUGGGGGCGGUGGGAAGCCGCCGCAAGAUCAAAGUCCGUCUAGCCGGUGGCCGCUUGGACGGAGGAGCACCCGAAGCAUGGUGUCUUCAAGGGUGGCCGCUGGCGGCACGGCUGCAUGGGGGGGCUGACACCACGGUGGCUGCGAAGGACUCCCGGGGCCUCUGCGGCGGUCAAGUGCCUGGCGCUCCUCUCCUUCGGCUCCUUCGUCUGGCUCCAGACGCGCGUGUCCGACCUCGGGGGUGGGGCCGGCGUUGUUGAGGACGGCUCCGCCUCCCUCGGCAACCAGUCGUGGGCGGGGCUACUCCAGAACGCCAGCCGGGAGCAGGAGAUCCUGCGGGAGUACGUCGGACAGCUCAACGACGCGCAGUUUGUGCACAACCUGGACGAGUAUGGGCCCCUGCUGCCUGGGGACCCCGUGGUGGUGGUGCAAGUGCACAACAGGUGGCACUACCUGUUGUCACUGCUCGACUCUCUGCGCGGUGCCGCGGGAAUCAACCGGACGCUCCUCAUCUUCAGCCACGACGAGCACAGCCCAGUUGUCGAGAGCCUGCCCAUCAAGGCGAACUUCUGCAAGAUGAUGCAGAUCUUCUAUCCGCGUGCCAUCCAGCUCUAUCCCCUCGAGUUUCCCGGGACCGACCCAAAGGACUGUCCUCGCAACAUUGGCAAACAGGAGGCUAGGAAGCUUGGCUGCAACAACGCCGAACAUCCGGACUCCUUUGGCCACUAUCGGGAAGCCAAGUUCUCUCAGACCAAACAUCACUGGUGGUGGAAGAUGAACCGCAUCAUGGAUGGGCUCAACAUUACGCGUAACCACUACGGGCCGUUCAUUCUGCUCGAAGAGGACCACUAUGUGGCGCCGGACUUCUUGCAUGUGCUCCGCCUCAUGGAAGCAGCGCAACCAAACCACAAGGAAUGUUCCAUGCUGGUUCUGGGUACUUAUGUCAAGUCCUUCAACUAUCACAUCACUGGAAACCAUGUGGAGAUCGCAAAGUGGGAAUCAAGCAAGCACAACAUGGGAAUGGUCCUCUACCGGAACCUUUGGUCUGCGAUCAAAAACAACUGCUCCAACAUGUUCUGCCGCUUCGACGACUACAACUGGGACUGGUCCCUGUACCGGCUGAGCAUGAUCUGCCUCUCGGCGCCCAUUCACGUGAUGGUGGUCAAGUCCACACGUGUCUUUCAUAUCGGAGAGUGCGGUGUGCAUCACAGAAGCAAGAACUGCUCCAGCCAGAAGAUGGCCCAACAGGCACGCAACGUGAUCGGCUCUGCCCGAUCUUAUCUCUUUCCCAAGAGUCUGCAGGUGAAGCGGGGCGUGCAGCGCAAUCUGAAGCCCCCCAAGGGCAACGGAGGCUGGGGUGACGUGAGGGACCACCAGCUCUGCAUGAACAGCUCGCGCACCACCUCGAGGUAGCACCAGCCGCCGCCCACGAUCACCCACUCGCUCGUUCUCUAAAGCCCAGUUUUCUCCAGUUAUAGACCCUUUUCGAAAGUCGGGGCCAUCUAGUGGCAGCAGUAAGAGCUCUAAUAUAUCUGCACUAAUGGCGGGGAUAAAAGAACAAGAUGGCCUAACAUCGAGCACCCUCGACUUUGUGAGUCGAAGGCGACGUAGAAUGACCGACUUGUCGGAAUCGAUGCAGAGCGCAAGUUUGUCUGCUUCUUUUGCUGGGGUUGUGGUGAUGUCAGAAUGCCGAGCUCCGAUUGGUUUUGAUUGGAAGGAUUGUGGGUAGACCUCAAGGCAGCUUGCUUUGAGGUCUACCCACUAUCCUUCAAUCGGAGCCAAUCGGAGCUCGGCAUUCUGACGUCACCACAACACCCGCAAAAGAAGCGGACGAACUUGCACUUCACAUUGACCGCUUUCUGCUCUAUGCUUUCAAAGUUGUUCGUUUUUUCCAGUGCAAAGAAGUUAGAGAGUCGGAUUUGGCUCUGGACACGGCGGGUGAACGCACUCUUGAAAAGGGUCUAUUUUUUGGGGCGUGCUUGUCGCGCUUUGGUUUGCUCACUAGUACCCACCGGAAACGGAGUCGCCAGACUGCCUGCGAGAGUGGGUGAAAGGAAAAGGAAUUGCCAGACAGUCCAUGAGAGUCGGGGGGCCAAAGGCAAGUCCGCCCUCUUGCCAGUUGCAAUUAGGGACGUCACAAACUUUUCUUUAACCUCGAGUUGUGACCGGUUCGGCGAACGUUUCAACUUUCCGCAAAUUUCUACGAAGUUUGGCUUCCGAGUAGUAGACUGUUCGUCCUACUUCACCUUGUACACCAGAUACGCUCGGUGCACGCUGCCACAUUCAAUUUAAGAGUGCAGCUUAUUUAAAGACACGUUGGAUGUACACUGCCUUGCACCUUUCUGCACCGGUGUAGGCCGGUGCGGGUAAAACGAACGAGCCCAGCAUUGCUCGACUUCUUAACAAAAAUUUCAAUUGUUUGGGAAGAAUAAUUUAUGUGCAGUGGUUUGUUUUAAAGUUUAUGCGCUAUAAAAGCAAACCCAUUUAAUGAUUUAGUUUGCUCGUUAAUGUGAAACAGUACAAGCAAUACACAUAAAAAACAUUGCACCCCCUCUCUGCCAGGUUGCACGAGCUUGUUUUCGAUUUUCGCGCGUUUAGAUAAUAGUCAAACUUCGGUCGAACAUUCGUCGAACUUUGCGUUUAAAAUUCAGAAAAGUGUAACCUAGUCGAACUCGAAUCACGGCAGGUUUGUGAUGUCCCGAUAGUUCCGACCCAUGAAACCGCGAAAACCCGACACUUCGGCAAAAUGAGAAAAAAAAAAAAAAAAAAAAAACUAAAGGCGGUCAUUUUAUUUAUUUGCAUGAGGUUGUGCAAACUUUUGCGUUCUUUAGUCGCUUUCGAACAAUGUGCUCUUUAUUGUUUUUAUCAAAGUUGAAGCAAUCGAAAUGCAUUUCCACGCACGUCCGCUACAAAAGUAGAAACAAUACGAUCUUGUAAAUGCCUCGGAAUAUUAAGACAAAUGGGCAAAGUGUCAGCGACGUGAGUGCCAUUGAGAUUUCUAGUCAAUCGGACAUAGAUUGUACAUUUUAGACCCUAAAUUGCUAAGCCUUCUAGCUGCGUGGUUCCUGCCUCUCAAUUUGGUGCAGCAAUGCAAUAAUUUGCUUCUAACUUCAACCUCUCGCUUUACACAGCCACCUCGUCUUGCCGUCGUAGUCUCGGGUUUUUAGGGCAUUCGACCUUUCGCCACUUCGGCUGGUUCCGCAGCAUUUGGUCGGCGACUCCAAGCACAGUCGUCGUCAUCAGAACGUCACUUUAAUGAAAGCGACGACGUGACUCGUUAAGUGGGCAUCCCAUUACAACAGCCAGCCAUUUUCUCCGUUAAGAGAAUGAUCCUCGUUGCUGCCUGUGCUGGCCUGACUGGUCGGUGUAGUUCUGUUUCUUACGAGAGUGUAAUAUGAUGUCUGACAUUCUUCUGUAGGACUGUAACCGUGUCACACUCACCUUGUCACAAGGGCUGGGAAUAAUUUUUUUGUGGCAGAGCGUCUUUUGGACGAGACAAUGCGCAGUCAUCGCAGGAAGUCUCAUUGGUGUGUUCGACGACGCCAGUUUUGAUUCGUGACCAAGCUGAAUUUGUGUUUUUCUUUUACUAGAUUAGUGUCUCCAUGGGGUUGAGAGUUGCAACUUCUCGUGGCCGAAAACUCUGUAAUAGCAACCCUGCGUAGUGGACGGAAUGCUGCGAGUAGUUGGAUCACGAAGUCGUGCUCGAACGUGUACGGGACCCAAGGAGAAUGUUUUUGUUGCUUGUGAACGUUCGAUGUACAGUCUUUUCGUUGACUGCAAGCAUUCCCACUUCCUUCGGUAGCACGAUAGUACUAUUUAUAUGCCAGCAUCUAUAUUUUUGAGCUGACCUGUCCGGAAGCAGACGACGGUCGUUUCCUGUCUCUCAAUUUUCGUUUGUAUACCAAAGUUUUCCCAAGGCGUUACACCAGAGUUACGAGCUGCGGCUCGUAUCUCACCCUCUUAAUCUUUUCACGCCCGGCACUCGUUUGUACACGUUUUAACGACUGCCGGGAUCGGAGAGCCCACCAUUCGUAAGAUGUGUUUCUUGGAUUUCGUGACGCGUAGUCACUAUUCCUUGUGCCCUUCCUUAGGUUCUUUCCCUCCAUGUUGCACUUAGUAGUAUUAUGUGCAGCGAAAACCCUUUUAAGGCACGUUUGUAAGUGUAAUAUCUUCGUCUGUCGUUGAACUACAGAGGUUUCUCCACUUGGGUGUGUUGUUCACUUGUUUUGACGUUUGCACCGUGUACCCUAGUCUUAUGUUCCUAAAGAAUUGUACAAGAAUUUGGACAAACAGUAGUAAUUAUCCUAGUCGUCGCGCCUGGCACGCCCGCUAGUCAUUGUGUACCCUUCCCCCCCAGUCAGCAGUUUGCCAAAUGCUUAGUCACAUUUUUUUUCCCCUUUGCGGAGAAAAAUUUUUAAUUGCUUAGUUUAGAGCAGAGUUUUGUUUGUUCUUGUGGGAGAGUUUGUGUGCGUGAAUGCUAAGUUGUUGCGAGAAUGUUAGAGUGUAUUUCUUCUUUUUACGAUUGCCGCGCUCGACGCAAUUUUGUCGGGUUCGUCGAUCGGAACAUUUAGCUCGCUGGUUUUAGUCUUUAACCGGGUGGUCCGAAAUUUUCUGCGGGCGUUAUACGUAGCGGGACGUCUCCGGUCGUCGUCACUUAGGAGCAUCUUUUCGAGUUUGUCGUACGCCACUUUAGGUUUCCAAAUGUACCGCUUGCGAGUAGAGUGCCAUAUGUUGCUUCGUGUUACCGAACGUCGUGGUUUCUGUAUACAUUUGGGGCUUGUCGUAGGUUAAGCUGAUGUGGCCACUUGGAUGUAAUUGAAUUCCACCGUGCCUUUAUUGCAAGCUCGAGACGGAGUUAAGGUUGUUCGUUCUGCAGUUCGUCAUUGCUUCGGCGGUCCGAAGCCGCAGACGGGGGACGCGUUUUUUGUGCACCACCCUGCGAGUACACCCCACACCCUCUUGCACACAGUGUCAUGGGUGGAGUCGCUCCCAGCUUUGUAGUUUCAAGAGGCACCCGGGAAGUCGGGUGCACACUACGUACGCGAAAUAAAGAAAAACGCUUCGGCAGUUUGCCGCGCACGGCAAGCGACACGCGAUUUCACCAGCUCAAAGUCGAGGCGGUCACUCCAGAAGUUGCGCGUUGUUGUAGAGGAAAAGGCUCCACCUAGUGGAUAAACUGCUGCUUGGUCAGCGGUUGAUUCGCGAAAAGAAAAUUUCGUAUAAGAGCGGCGAAGCGAGACAUGCUUGUAAGCACAGCAAUUUUUACGGUGAUGUAGAGUAGUUGGUGUCGUCCGUUGGUGUAGUACAAAGAGCAACCCCCCCCCUCACAUUUUUGCCAAAGCACUAGAAGGUAACCUUGCGUUUGUUUCGUCUACGGACUGACGUUUAUAAGGCCGUAGGUGGCCAUUUUGUUAUCUCUUUUUUGAUUCCGAUUAAAUGUGUGUGCAAUUUUGUUUGCGUGGCAUGUUGGAGUGCGUUUGUGUCUCCCAAUUUGGAAGUAUAUGUAACGUUUUUCCUAUUUCGAAGAGCAGACAAUUACCAAAGUUUCGGUUGCUUAUUUAUUUGGAGUGUCGUUCGUUGAGAAGUGUGCAGCUCGCACCCAAGCCACAACAAACCGGGCAAACCCAUUUGUGGAUCUGUAAGUGGUCUUGAGCGUCGUCUAUUAAAUGUUUUUCAAGGUUCAAAAA
Ixodes scapularis (black-legged tick) is the source of this 5737-nucleotide messenger RNA. Its product is annotated as alpha-1,6-mannosyl-glycoprotein 2-beta-N-acetylglucosaminyltransferase. Lineage: Eukaryota; Metazoa; Arthropoda; Arachnida; Ixodida; Ixodidae. Gene Ontology annotation, biological process: oligosaccharide biosynthetic process; protein N-linked glycosylation. The record is from RefSeq and is a predicted model, not a curated record. The transcript is spliced from 11 exons. Gene Ontology annotation, molecular function: alpha-1,6-mannosylglycoprotein 2-beta-N-acetylglucosaminyltransferase activity. Gene Ontology annotation, cellular component: Golgi membrane; Golgi stack. The coding region runs from base 168 to 1463 and encodes 431 amino acids.